AUGGCAAAUUCCGAUAUCUCUCGCCAGAUUGCUGGCCUCAUCGAGGUUACAGAAGAUAUAGUUGAGGCAUAUGGCUCUAUCAAAGACCUCAGUAGUCUACCCGAAGCCUUCCAAGAAGUCCAUAAACGCCUUCCCCUGGUUGAACAAACCCUGAAAGCUGCCAAGAUCCCGGCGAAGAAAAUGAAGUCCGCCGAUGACGCCAAGGCACUAAAGACUGUCCUGUAUAGCUGCGACGAGAAAGCCGACAAGCUGCGGGAGAUCUUCGAGAAAAUCGGCAAAAAAUCAAAGGACCAAUAUGACUCUUCCGUGUACCGAGCAAUCAUUAUUAAACAAGGCAAGCGUCGCGUCGAGACGCUGAUGGACGGCAUUUUGGAGGAUCUAGGAGUCCUAGUUACGCAUGAGAUAUUUUCUGCGGAGCUGCAGAAGCAGGUUGGGCCGCUGGCAAAGGCUCGCGAGGAGCUGGCGGAAGUAUCUCCAUCACUGGCCGACUCCGAUCUGGCGGAUAAGCCCGAGGCUGCCAGCCAGUAUGGCGAUAACAAUCGCCAGUAUAACUUGUUCGGUGAAGGCACGCAGAAAAUCGCUGACGGCCAUUAUUUUGAGGCGAUGGGAAAUCAGAAUUUUGGUAUUAUUCCGCCCAAGGAGUCUAUAGAGACCAAAGUGGCGUAG
Penicillium cinerascens is the source of this 666-nucleotide messenger RNA. RefSeq lists its product as uncharacterized. Lineage: Eukaryota; Fungi; Ascomycota; Eurotiomycetes; Eurotiales; Aspergillaceae. The coding region runs from base 1 to 666 and encodes 221 amino acids. The record is from RefSeq and is a predicted model, not a curated record. The transcript has a single exon.